GCUACGUCAGCGUUGCCAGCGUGGAGCGGCAUGAUACCAGGAAGUAGCACAAUUCAAUUGACUAUACAAAUAACGAAGAGAAAGGGUACCCGAGGUGAUUUUCGGUGCUAUUUGGAUUUCCGUCCCUAAAAUACACCGCACGGGGACACGGAGAGUCCCUGCGACUAGGUUAUUAACGCCGCAUGGAGAAGCCGCCCGUGAAGAUGAUGGACCCUACGCUGGCUGAAAUGGGGAACCAUCUUUCUGAUGCAAUGAAGAUCUUGGAAAGUGGGAAAUUGGAAACCGAACAGGGCCAGGAAGGAAGAAAAAUGAGCUGGAAAGAGAUUCCAGGACCGUUACAAGGAGAUGGACAGGAUGUUGUCAGCAUUCUUCAGCUUGUGCAGAACCUGGUGCAUGGAGAUGAUGAAGAGCAGGGUCACCGCAGGAUGCAGUAUGUCGGAGAGCAGGGACACAUGGCUCUGUUGGGACACAGUCUGGCCGCAUAUAUUUCUGUCCUGGAGCGAGAGCGAUUGAGAAAACUGACCACCCGCAUCCUGUCAGACACCACUCUCUGGCUCUGCAGGCUUUUCAGAUAUGAAAACGGCUCCGCAUAUUUCCAUGAAGAUGACCGUGAGGGGCUGGUGAAGGUGUGUCGGCUGGUGAUGAACACUCACUAUGAGGACUUCACCACUGAGGGCUUCACAGCACUCAGCUCCAAACAUCCCGUCAUUUACCAGAGUGCUGCUUGCAGACCUGGCCUGGGACAACAUCUCUGCAGUCAGCUGGGACUUCCUCUGUCUUCCCUUUGUAUUGUGCCCUGUAACACCAUGUUUGGCUCCUUGCACCAAAUGGAUGUUGCGUUGCUUGACAAGCUCGUCAAAGAUGAUCGCGAUUCUGGCAAGCUUCCUCUGCUGUUGAUAGCGAACGCUGGAACGCCAGGUGCAGGUCACACAGACAAACUCAGUCGACUGAAAGAGCUCUGCGUGCAGUACAACAUGUGGCUCCAUGUCGAGGGGGUUAAUUUGGCAACACUUGUUCUUGGUCAGGUCUCCUCCACUGUCACGGCAGCGACCAAGUGUGACAGUAUGACUCUAACCCCAGGCCCGUGGUUGGGUCUGCCAGCUGUGCCUGCUGUCACUCUAUACAGACAUGAGGAUCCAGCUCUGUCUCUGGCCGCAGGUUUGACCUCCAGUCAGCCGGUGGAGAAGCUUCGGGCUCUUCCUCUCUGGCUGUCCCUUCAGUACCUCGGGCAUGAUGGGAUUGUAGAGAGGAUUAAACACGCCUCACAGCUAAGUCAACAGCUGUUGGAACAUUUGAAGACACUCGCUUCAAUCAAAACCUCGGAUAUCCUUGACAGUGAGGUGUCUCUCCUCGAGGCUUUGCGCAUGGUGGAGGAUGAACUCAAUUCUCCAGUGGUGGUGUUCAGGUUUUCACAUGAAAACAGUGCUCCUUCAAGUGGAGGAUCGGUAGAAGGAUCUUAUGCAGGGGAGAGAGAUAUCCUUGAUGCCUUUAACAGAUGGUUGGGCGAUCAGCUGGCAGAGCAGGUUCCCCUCAGUGGUGUGGAUGUGGUGGAGCUGGAGGAUGAAGGCACAUGUGUUCGUUUCAGCCCUCUCAUGACCGCUGCAGCUCUUGGCACUCAGGAAAAUGAUGUGGCUGCACUGGUGGAGAAGCUGGCAGAGAUGAUUCCAGUGCUGUGCUGCACGCUGCGCCUCAGGCAGGACUUCAGAGAUGAGGUGCUGCAGCAGGCCUCACUCUCAUACAUCGAGGAUCUCAACUGGCCAGGUCUCGGAGUUGUGAGGUUUGAGCCCAGAACCACAGACCUGGAUGAAGACAAAAGACAAGACAGGGUGGAGAAGAUCAACAGUGACCUGCUGAAGAAACUAAUGGAGCUGGACACAGAUCUCAUCUUCUCUGGUGGUCCUGAGUUUAGUGAAGAGAAAAACUGCAUAUUUAUUGGAAUUGCAACAGAAGACCUGGAUGUGGCAGAAUUGGUGGAAACUAUAAUGUCUUUAGGAAGAGACAUUGAAGAAAGUGGAAAGUUGUUUGAGAACAUGACGGAGGUAGUGAGAAAAGGCAUUCAGGAAGCUGAACUACAGCUUCAGAAAGCAAAUGAAGAAAAACUUAUGGAGGAGGGCGUACUUCGACAAAUUCCUCUGGUGAGCUCUGUGCUAAACUGGUUCUCCCCGGUCCAGGCCUCUGUCAAAGGAAGAACGUUCAACCUUGCUGAAGGUUGUCUGGACAGCACAGAGCCGGUUUAUUCCAUAAAAGCCCAGAUGAGUAAAGAAGAUUCACCUGAUUCCCCCAAGUCUAACACCAGACGCUUUCCAGGCCAGAAGCUCUUCCGGCGGCCCGGAGCAGGAUCAGACUCCAUCAGUGAGACCAGCUCUGUCAGCCAGCUUGAAGAAUCCUUCAGGGAAACUCUACACUCACAGGCCGCCGAUGAAGCCGAGGUCCCGCAGGAACGUCCCGCUCACAUACUAGAGGAAACCGCUUUAGCGGACCAGCGAGUACCAGAGGGACAAGAGACAGAGAGCGUGGACACCCUCAGAUAAGACCACUCCAAAAACAAAAAGAGAUGCUCUAUAUUAAUGAAAAAAAUAAAAUGCAUCCACGACCUCGAUGCCUUGAGCAAACCACUCUCGAAAUGAAGAAGCAGCUUUAAAAGCAAAAACACUGGAAUUUUGUGAAAAUGAAAAUAACGUGUGAGCGUAUCAUCUCCUAUUAUUCGUUAUAAUCAGUUGCACAUUUCGUUUUUUUUAUUUGGUUAAUCAUAUAUACAUUAUAGUGUCUCCUUCCAGUUUUUUUUAUGUGCACUGCCAGUGUGUUCUUCCAUUGUGGAUGACAUCCUUUAAGUUACAUUUUUUGAGGCUUAUCCUUGUCCAUCCGUAGGCCUGUCUGACAGGUUUUUUCUGAUCCAUUUCCGCUUGUUAUUUACACAACGAAAGGGCUAUUGUGGCCUUACCGUCAUGGUUAUUAAUGUCAAAAUGUCUUGUUUGCCAAAAGCUGCUUUAUGUACUUUCCAUAGGCAGAUGCAAAGGAAGGAAAAGGUUGACGCUUGAAGACUCAUGCAGCUGUUUCUAAUCAAACGAUAGCCUUAUUGCACUUUUAUGUACAGAAUGUCACACUUUAAUCAGAACAGCAGGAUAUUUAUUUAUUCUACAAAUCGUCCGAGUCUGAAAGAAGUUCAAAUCAGAAAGAAAUCCAUCCGGCACUUUUGGCUUUACCAAUAGUGAAACGAUUAUUACACUGUAUUCACUGUGAAGAAUGUUUCAGAGAUGUCUCUUAGAGUAAUUGUUACGUUUUUCUUUGGAUGUUUAUGAAGGCUUAAAGUAAUGUACUCAAAUGAAGAUCUUUAUUUGUGGUUUACACCAAUGGUGAUUUGUUUUAGCGCACACACACACACACACACACAUUAAUAAAAUGCUACUGGGGAAAUGAUGUAGUUUUGUUUAGCUAUGUAUGUUGUAGGAGUUAUCAUCCAUAAGAAGUUCACUACAGCUCAAAUCCAUCCUCUCAUCCAUCUCUCCGUCCAUUCAUCCUUCCUUCCUUCCUUGAGCAUAAAGUGCUUUAAUUUUUCAUAACUGUGCUUCCUUGCUGAAUCAUGUAAUGGUAGAUCUGCUCAUCUUUUUCAAAAUGAUUCUGUCUUAACUGGUGCAAUAAAUCAUUGGGAUUUUUUUCUUUGGGGAAGAUGAGAACAGACUUGAAAUAUUGUGUCAAAAGGAAGAAUAUAGUGGUUUUUAUAAUUGCAGUUUUGUUUUACAAUGAGGAGUGAUGUAAAUGAUAAUAAACUAAAUGGUACUAAAGCAAA
Molecule: messenger RNA, 3787 nt
Organism: Danio aesculapii
Lineage: Eukaryota; Metazoa; Chordata; Actinopteri; Cypriniformes; Danionidae
Gene: pdxdc1
Product: pyridoxal-dependent decarboxylase domain containing 1
Exons: 24
Coding region: 183-2531 (782 amino acids)
Biological process (GO): carboxylic acid metabolic process
Cellular component (GO): intracellular membrane-bounded organelle
Molecular function (GO): pyridoxal phosphate binding; carbon-carbon lyase activity
Source: RefSeq, a predicted model, not a curated record